AAACGCAGUAUCACAAGGAUCGAGGAGGUCUCACUGGGAAGACAUAUGUGGUUGGCGGUCGACAAGUCUUCAAUUGCUGGUAAUUCUUCAAGUGUUACACAAUGGGAGUGUAUGUCAUGUACGUCAACAAGUAAACAUGAAUACCAGCAAAGUUGCACAGACUGAGUUUACAUGCAGCUUAUUUCCUUCACUGUUGGGCCCCACACUGCAUGGUGAUUUGGUUUGUGACGGCAAAAAAGAAAGUGUUUAAUCAUCUAUAGAUGGCUGAAAACUCUGAAAAUGGAGAAGGCCAUUCUGACCCAGAAAAAAAACAUCAAAAUGACAGGAAGUCUCAUUCCUGCAAAAUAUGUAGAAAGAUUUUUACCAAAAAGAGUAGUCUUACGUGUCAUAUGAGGUUGCACACAGGUGAGAAACCAUACAAAUGUACUGAAUGCGAACUUAAAUUUACUCACAAAAGUACACUGUUACACCACACGAGACUCCACACAGGUGAAAAGCCAUAUGUUUGUGGAAUAUGUAAUAAAAGGUUUCGGCAACGCUCAAAUUAUACACUACAUGAAAAAAUACAUACAAAAGAAAAACCGUAUAAAUGCAUCGACUGUGGCAAACAGUUUGCUCAAAGAGUUCAUCUUACAACACAUGUCCGCCUUCACACAGGAGAAAAGCCUUAUACUUGUGAUGAGUGUGAUCAGAAGUUCUUUCAGAGAUCCCACCUGACCCGUCACACUAAAAAUCACAAGAAGAGACAAACUAAAUACUGUGAUGAUGUCAGCAGGUCAGCAGGUCCUUCAGGAAAUGUGAAACCAAGACAAACAUAUGCAAGUGAUAAACAUUCAGAAGAGCAUUCUGUGACAGAUGAUAAUCAGUAUUUACAUUUUGAAAGGCAAAAUAGGUUUACUCUGAAGUGUGAACAUUGCAAAAAAAUAUUCAUCAAGAAGUCACACCUACGAAGUCACAUGUUCAUCCAUACAGGUGAAAAACCUUUCAGUUGCACCUACUGUGGUAAGAAAUUUGCAGAGAAAAGUAGUGUAAGACGCCAUCAGAAAAUACACAAGGAAAAAAAGGGAUGUAGUGAACUUUCUCAUCAUAGUUCAGGGGAUCCCAUCACCACGCUUUCUUCAGAUACUCGAGGGCCAGCACGAAUUACACCUCAUUUAACGAUAAGUGAAUCGAAAAUGGUAGCCUUCAAUAAUGCCAAUGCAAAUUUCAGACUAGAAACAAAGUGCACAAUGAAUAUGCUUACACCAAUUCAAGAAGAUAGAUACACACCUGAUGCACCAUGCUUUUCUGAGGUUGGGGCAACAGAAUAUGGAUUUAAAAGUGAAUUACAUCCAACAAAACAAACUACUAAUACAAAUAAUCUGACGACAAAUUACUUAACCGCUGACACAGAAAACACAAAAUCAAAACCAGUUUUAGAUAAACUUAUUCAUAGAGAUCCCCUGGUUGGAUGCCGCAGUCAUUGCGACAACCAUUCUGAAUUACUAGCCAGUGUAAGCAAAUUAAAGGUUUCAUUGGAUUAUGACAUCAACAAAUCUCCAUCGGACUUGUUCACAAUCAAUUGUAAUGAGUCAUCAAUAAUACAAGUAAAAGAUAUCAAGGAAGAAAUAGAUUUCUUUCAAGAAGAUUUAGAUAUGUAAAUCACGCCUGUUUCGUCACAUUUGUAAGGAAAAAUAAAAGUAUCUAAUAACACCAAACCCCUACGUCCAUUUUAACAAUAUCUAUCGGCACAGCAAGAGCCACAUGUCUUUAAUCUUAUUUGUAUCUAUUCUGGAUUUUUUUUAGUGGCUGCUGGUUUACAACCAAUUCAAAACCAUGUAUGAUUAUAUCAACGCCGUUAUUGAGAACACAGUGUUGGGAAGUCUUGUAACUAGGCUGUUCAGUUACCCUAGGAGUAGGGCCGGAUAAAGACAUUUUAUUCUAUCGGGGUGCCGUAUCGCUCUGGACGUUGGCCAUCAUGGAACGCCAGUCUUCUCUAUCCGUUGUCAUGAAUAGCUGCACUAGUGUUACUCUCUCUCAGUCCAUCAAUGUAUUUCAGGCGUUGUCUUCCACUUGAUCUCUUUCCCUCAAACUUUCCUGUUACAUAACCUAUGAAUUGUAAUUCUUUUUCUAAUCAGUUCCAUUAAUGUUCGUUUUGUUCGCAUUCUUACUUCCAUUAAUCCUUGUUUUCCAUAGUUACAUUUCUGCUACUUCUAGGUUCUUUUGUAUCUGUUUAUUAUUGAUAGCUCAAUGUUGGUGACCACGUGUUUUACAUUAUUGAUUUUUAUUAUUGAUAUCCUCUGUAUUUCUUUCUCAGUUUUCCCAUCCCAUGUUUCAGGCAACCUAGAUCGCUGAACCUUUUUUUUUUUUUUUUUUCGUGUGUGUGUGUGUGUGUGUGUGUGUGUGUGUGUAUGUGUGUGUGUGUGUGUGUGUGUGUGUGUGUGUGCGCGUGCGUGCGUGCGUGCGUGCGCGUGCGCCUGUGCGAGUUAUUACCAUAACCCCAGUUUUCUUUUUGUUUAUUGUUAGUCCGUUAUUUUACUUGAUUCUGUUAAUGCUGCCACUAGUUCUUGAAGCAGAUUUUUUUUUACUCUGCCAACAGUACUGUCUUCAGCAUACCUGAUGUUAUUGCUGUUUCUUCCAGCCCCUGACACACGCUUUGGGUGACUGAUAUCCCUCAUAAUUAUUUCACUCUGCAGAUUGAAUAAAUAGGGUGACAUCACACACUGUUACCUUACACAUCUUUCUAUUUUCUGCUAAUCCGACGUUUCAUCUCUUACUUUCACUGUUUCUUCUUGUUUCCAAUAUGUUUCCUAUCAAACUUGCAUAUCUUCCAUCUACUCCUAUUCUAAUAAGCAUAUCUAUUAGUUCUUUAUGUCUGACUCUGCCAAAUGUUUUUUCGAACAUUACAUUUUUUUGUACUUCAAUCAUCUUCUCUGUUGAUCUUCCUAUCACAUAAAUGGCUUUUCUUGUGCCCUUACUUUUCGUAGUAACCCUUAAAAAACAUUUUUGUCAUAUAAUUCAUGAUAAUGAAUUACAUUCUUGUGACUUUUGGAUCUUAGGUAUGACUAUGAAUAUACAUUUGUACUGUUGACUUUUGGGUGCUGUACAUCUUAUUGGUUAUCUCAUUCUGUACCUCCAGCAUUUCUCCUUCAUUUCCUUCUUCACUUUUUGCUUUUCCUUUUUAGUGCUACUUCUGUUGCUUCUUUCAUAAUGUCUAGCUCCUCAUUAUUUUGUAUGUAUCCAGAUUCGUCUGUUUUAUCUGCAAAUAAUUUUCUAAUAUAUCCGUACCAUCUAUCAUUUAUUUCGUUUAGUUCCAUGACUACUAUUCCAUACUUCUUUAUUGCUACAUUCUGAUUGUAUUUUCUUUUGCUGGUGAUUUCUCCUAAUUCCUCGUACCUGUUCAGUUUCUGUGCAUCUUUCAUUCACCCAUUCUUCUUUUGCUUUCGCGCAUUCUUUGUGUAAUUUCCUAUUAUGUUUCUAAGUAACUUUUCAUCUUUAUCUUUUAUGUCCUCCUUUCAUUCAUUAAUGAAUGGAUUUUUUCCGUCUUAUUUUAAUGUCUCCUAGCUAUUCUUAACCACUAUGUUGAACAGUUUUUUUUUUCUUCAUUCUUAAGUUCAUUUUGUUGUUGCUUCUUUCAAUUUCUUGUUUUAGAUCUCUUGAUUUUCAGUUUCAUUGUUGCUAGCACUGGAUUAUGAUCGGUAACACCAUCUACCCCUGGAUACGUUUUCACCUGGAUUCUAUUUAUAUUUCCUAGGUCUAUCUCCAAGCCUUUGCAUAUUCUCCAUGGAUAUCGUUUAAAGCAUAUGUUCAUGAUGAUUUGCACGUUUUCUGAACACCAUGCUAUCCAUCUCGUGCCCCUUUCAUUUGCUUUACCUUGUCCACACUGGCAACAGUGUCUUUAAAACUUCAUUGCCCACCUUAACGAGAAUUACUUCUUUGCACUGUUGUUAUUAUUCAUUUAUUUCUCUACAGAAUCUGUCUAUUUCUGCGUACUACCAUGUAUUAUGUUUAUGUUAAAUAUUCUUCCUGUUAAUUAAUAUGUCCAUCAGAUAUUGCCCAGUAGCUCAUGAUGCCUCUGGAUACGGUGUUUGACAACAGAAUGCCCACUCCCCUGUGUCCCCUCCUGAGUAUAUUAACUGAAUUCCUUCUGUUACUACACAUCCUGCUCCCGGCCAACUGAUUUCUCCGAGGCCUAGUAUGUCAGUUUCACUCUCUUUCUUUCUCUUUUAGUGUUUCCCCGCUUCGUAUAUUCUUAGCGUUCCAUGUAACGAUUCGUAGAUUGUAUUUGCCUUAUUAUUAUUCAGAACUCUUAUUCAAUGAAAAAAGGGAAAAUCAUACAUCAUUUGUUUUUUUUUUAUCCGGUAAACACGCAGGUAAAAUAAUAAUAAUGAUAAUAAUAAAAUACUACUACUACUAAAACAAUAAUCAUGAAAAUUAUACUAAUAAUGUUUUACUUGGAAGGAAUUUGUAACGAAAUUAAAUGCAACCAACUACA
Penaeus chinensis is the source of this 4474-nucleotide messenger RNA. Its product is annotated as zinc finger protein 717-like. The transcript has 2 exons. Gene Ontology annotation, molecular function: RNA polymerase II cis-regulatory region sequence-specific DNA binding; DNA-binding transcription factor activity. Gene Ontology annotation, biological process: regulation of transcription by RNA polymerase II. The record is from RefSeq and is a predicted model, not a curated record. Lineage: Eukaryota; Metazoa; Arthropoda; Malacostraca; Decapoda; Penaeidae. Bases 261 to 1640 code for a protein of 459 amino acids.